AUGUGGUCAAUUCCAGUCAUCCUGUCGCUGCUGAUAGCACCAUUGAGUCCCGUAGCAGCCAAAGGCCAUCAGAAGAGCUGUGUAAUCAAGAGCGGCGGAAGUAACGUGACCGAUGAUGCCCCAGCAAUUUUGAAGGCAUUCAAGGACUGCGGGCAAAAUGGAAGAAUUGUCUUCGAACCCAAAACGUACUACGUCAAUUCGGUCAUGAACAUCUCCUGGCUCGAAAAUGUUGACAUCGACGUCCGCGGAACGCUUCUUUGGAGUAAUGACAUCCCUUACUGGCUGAACAACUCGAUGGAUGUCGGAUACCAAAACCAGUCAACAGCUCUGAUAAUUGGUGGGAAUAAUGUCCGCAUCAAUGGCUAUGAAAAGGGCACAUUUGACGGUAACGGCGACUACUGGUAUCAAUGGAUCUCAGAACAACCAAACACAUCCAACUACCCAGGCCGGCCGCACGGCGUGACAUUCGACAAGCUUACGAACUCUGUUAUUCGUAGCCUCACCUUCCUGAGGAGCCAGAUGUGGUAUGUGAGAAAUCGGAUACUUGUCUCGAAAACCCCACCCUGUGGUCUUUGCUUGCUAACGGCCAAUCUUCAAAGGACUAUGUCAACCAUUAACUCUCACAACGUCUUGCUGGACAGUAUUCUUGUCAACAAUACAGGAAACUGGGCACAAAGCUCCAACACCGAUGGGGCUGAUACCAUCCGGUCUUCUCAUAUCGCAUUCAAUAACUGGACCGUCUACAACGGUGACGACAGCCUUUCAAUGAAGGCCAACAGCACCGAUAUAACCAUCACAAACUGCAAGUUCUACGAUGGUCUAGGCAUCGCGAUGGGGAGUAUCGGGCAGUACAACGAUCAAUUCGAGACCAUCGAGCGGAUCACGGUCGAGAACGUCGAGUAUGACAACACAUUACAUGCUGUGAGUGACCGCCGAGACACGGACACCAUAUGA
This is a messenger RNA of Penicillium egyptiacum, 954 nucleotides long. The record is from the annotation of a GenBank genome assembly. NCBI's taxonomy places the organism in Eukaryota, Fungi, Ascomycota, Eurotiomycetes, Eurotiales, Aspergillaceae.